This is a messenger RNA of Mya arenaria, 2170 nucleotides long. RefSeq names its product zinc-regulated GTPase metalloprotein activator 1-like. The transcript has 16 exons. Gene Ontology annotation, cellular component: cytoplasm. The coding region runs from base 214 to 1293 and encodes 359 amino acids. Lineage: Eukaryota; Metazoa; Mollusca; Bivalvia; Myida; Myidae. The record is from RefSeq and is a predicted model, not a curated record.
CACCUAUCAACUUCCGGUGUAAACAGUGACACAUUUUAAAGGAAAAUCACCAAUAUUAACUCAACUGGGUUUCUUGGUGCCAUCACUUCAGUCGGGUGAUUUGCUGGACAUUCUGGUUGAUCCAUGACUGAUUGAAACUUAGGCCCCUCUGACAACAUGGGAGCUUGUCUUCAAAUACAUUCUUGCCGAAUUUCUUGAAGAAUUUCCAGAGUGAUGUCGUCAGAUGAGGAUGAGAUACCUGACCUGGUGCCUGCCACGAGCAAAGUGCCUAUUACCAUCAUAACUGGCUUCCUAGGUGCUGGAAAGACAACUCUCCUGAACUACGUUCUUACAGAGCAGCAUGGCAAACGAAUUGCUGUCAUCAUGAAUGAGUUCGGAGAUGGAGACUCAGUGGAGAAGUCUAUGUCGGUGGGAAGCGAGGGGGAGAGGUAUGAGGAGUGGCUGGAACUGCGUAAUGGCUGCCUCUGUUGCUCCGUCAAGGACAAUGGUGUGAAGGCCAUAGAGAACCUGAUGACGAAGAAGGGCAGGUUUGAUUACAUUCUGCUGGAGACCACCGGCCUUGCUGACCCAGGUCCUAUAGCCUCCAUUUUCUGGCUGGAUGAAGAACUGUGCAGCGAUCUCUACCUCGAUGGCAUUAUCACAAUGAUUGAUGCCAAAUACUGCUGGAAAUAUCUUGGAGAAAAGAAAGAAGAUGGGUCAGUUAAUGAAUGCACAAGGCAGAUAGCCCUUGCUGACGUAAUAAUAAUUAACAAAACAGACUUGGUCAGUCAGGAUGACCUUCAGGAACUCAAAUCUAAUAUCAGGUCAAUAAAUACUUUUGCCAGGGUUCAGGACACUACACAGGCAAGAACGAAUCUUGAUGUCAUUUUGGACCUGAAUGCCUAUGGUGACCUCAGUCCAGAAAGCCUGGAGGAGACAUUUAGAGACAGAGGUUUCAACACUACAGAUACCCACAACAUUGACAAGUCUGUGACAACCUUGACCUUGGAAGAGGAAGGUCGGGUGGACAAGGAAGCCCUUGAUGUGUUCCUACAGACCCUUCUAUGGGAGAAGUCUAUGUUCAACUCUAGUAACCAGCCCAUACAGCUCUACAGACUGAAGGGUGUUGUAUGUACGUCAGAGAGUGAACCCCGUGUUGUUAUCCAGGCAGUGCAUGAACUCUAUGACUCCCACCCAACCACGCCCUGGGGGUCGGGGGAAAGGAGGAUCAAUAUUCUAGUUUUUAUAGGCAAGAAUCUGGACAGGGAAGUGCUUGAGAAGGGCUUUAAAAACUGCCUUAUAGACCAUACCUGAUGUUUGUUAUCAUUAGCGCUAUGUUAGAAUUUUACUAUUAUUUACUGCAUACUUUGUGUCCUUCAUAAACUCUUCUACUCAAUCAGAAGUCUUUAUUAUUUCUUUCAUUGUAAAUCCUUUAAAGUAAUCGAGAUCAUUAAAAGACAAUGACCAAGUACAUAAUCUUAAUGACUGUAUACUUUGUAUUUUGAUUCUACUCUCAAAGCAGAAACCUUGAAGCUUAUUCCAAAUAUAGCGGGCAUUAAUGUUCUUAUAUAAAAUGGUCUAAAUGAUUUCAAAGAAUCUUAAAGAAAUUUUUUAAAAAUGAAGCAUAACCCACCCAAUCAUCGCCAAUGUUUUCUGAUGAUCCUAUGAUGAAGCAUGUCUUUUAAACUCUGUUAGGCCUCAUCGACACUUGGUCUCUUCUAGUGAUGGUGAUUGUCCAAGAAAUGGACAACGCUACAUAGUACAUACUACAAAACACUACAAUGUGAAUUUCAAUAUACAUGUAUUUAUACAUUCUAAUUAAAAUUUGUAUUUUUAUUGAUAAUAAAUUAUGUUUAUGUUUUAAAAUAACUUAAAAGUUCUUAGUUGUUCUUAGAUGCUCUUUUGGCAAGACCCUUUUUAAGAUGAGGUAUAGGGCUAAAAUCUUAUCAAAAGGGAACGCACAUUUUUUGAAAUAUGAUAAUCCCAACGGACCAUGUUUGGUUCGUUAUAAGCUAUAGAUGCCUCCGGAAAUAUUUACUCAGUCUCUUGUACUUGAUACUUCGACAAACAAUUAAUUAAUAUAACAAUACUGCCAGUUUUAAACAUUUUAAUAGGCAUUUGUACAUGUCACAUAGAGAAAGUGAAUACGUUGCCGUACUUUCCAUGAAGCCUGAAAUAAUAAUGCACCAGU